Molecule: messenger RNA, 1477 nt
Organism: Triticum aestivum (bread wheat)
Lineage: Eukaryota; Viridiplantae; Streptophyta; Magnoliopsida; Poales; Poaceae
Product: receptor-like serine/threonine-protein kinase SD1-8
Exons: 7
Coding region: 14-1339 (441 amino acids)
Biological process (GO): protein phosphorylation
Cellular component (GO): plasma membrane
Molecular function (GO): protein serine/threonine kinase activity; ATP binding
Source: RefSeq, a predicted model, not a curated record
GAGCGGCUGCAUCAUGUGGAGCUCGUCGUUGAUCGACAUCCGGCGGUUUGAAUCCGGCGGGCAGAAUCUGUUUGUUCGUCUCGCGGCGUCCGAUUUACCUUCCAAUGGAGACAAUCCCAGCAGGAGAAACACAGCACUUGCUGUUGUCCUCAGCUUAUCCGGUCUUCUUCUUCUCGGCAUCGGCGUAUUCUUUCUGUGGACUAAGUUCUUCAGAAACAAAGGGAGGUCCCAGAGCACACGACCGCUCACCUCAUUCGACUCGAGCAACCCUCUUGCUCCAGUCCAAGACAGGAGCAUGGAAGAGGACUCGAGUCAGAGCAAAGGACUGCAUGAUGUCACUCUCUUUGACAUGGCCACGAUUGCCUCCUCCACCGACAACUUCGCGGCGGCGGCCAAGCUCGGCGAAGGCGGUUUCGGCGCCGUCUACAAGGGUGAGCUUGGGGGAGGGCAGAAGGUGGCGGUGAAACGGCUGUCCAAGUACUCGACGCAGGGCCUGGACGAGUUCAAGAACGAGGUGGUGCUCAUCGCCAAGCUCCAGCACGUGAACCUCGUCAGGCUCUUGGGCUGCUGCGUCCAUGGAGAGGAGAGGAUCCUGGUGUACGAGUACAUGGAGAACAAGAGCCUGGACAUGCUCCUCUUCGAUAAGGCUCGAUCGGCGCAACUGGACUGGCCGAAGCGGUUUGACAUCGUACUGGGCGUCGCACGGGGGCUCCUGUACCUGCACCAGGACUCGAGGUUCAAGGUCAUCCACCGGGACCUCAAGGCCGGCAACAUCCUCCUCGACGGCGACAUGAACCCCAAGAUCUCCGACUUCGGCGUCGCCAGGAUCUUCGGUGGCGACGGCGCCGACUCACACACCCGAAGGGUCGUCGGGACAUACGGGUACAUGUCCCCCGAGUACGCCAUGGACGGCGUCUUCUCGGUGAAGUCCGACGUGUUCAGCUUCGGCGUGCUGGUGCUCGAGAUCGUCAGCGGCAGGAAGAACCGGGGAAUGUACAGCAGCGGCGAGCAGACGAGCCUGCUCAGCCACGCAUGGAAGCUGUGGAGGGAGGGCAACGCGCUGGGGCUGCUAGACGAGGCGGUGGCCAGCGGCGGCGACCGGGAGUCGGAGGAGGUGCUGCGGUGCGUGCAGGUCGGGCUGCUGUGCGUGCAGGAACGGCCGGAGGACCGGCCGCACAUGGCCACGGUGUUUCUGAUGCUGGCCAACCUGAGCGCGUUGAUGCCACAGCCUAGGCACCCGGGCUACUGCAGCGACCGGGGAUCAACCUCCACCGACGGCGACUGCUCCUUGAGCUGCACCGUCAAUGAAAUCACCCUCACCGUCGUCGAGGGCCGGUGACACCACGGUGCAUUCUGUUAGCGAACGUGUGUUCGUGUCCUCUGUGCAUGCCUAGUUUUUAGCCUAGCAUCGGUUGAGUCAGUUGAGCUGUACAUAUAUAAACCAGUGUAACACCAGAUGAUGAAUACAAGAGCUGUU